AUGAUGAACGAUCCUGUGACUCGUAUUCUAUUGCAAAGCGAGGAUGGUAUUAUUUUGGAAAUACCACCAGAAGAGGAUGAGACACAAACCACAACAGUAACAAGUGCGACUGCAUACUUAUUGCCUCGGCCCAAAUCCUACAUGCAAGGAGCACAUUCAAUGGAUUAUUUGAGUGUGACUGAUCACCCGAUGCAUUCUGAUAAAAAUGGACACCGAUCACAAUCCGUACCAAGACGGAUGAGUAAGGAUGGUCGACAAAUCCGUAAAAGUUGGCUGUCUCGAGCACAUCAGUCGCUAUCCAGACUUAGCGCCGACCGACGUUUGACAACUAGUUCACGAGGUAUCAUUAUCAACGUUCUGUGUUCGCACUAA
Molecule: messenger RNA, 372 nt
Organism: Anisakis simplex (herring worm)
Lineage: Eukaryota; Metazoa; Nematoda; Chromadorea; Rhabditida; Anisakidae
Source: the annotation of a GenBank genome assembly